Messenger RNA from Penaeus indicus, 2585 nucleotides. RefSeq lists its product as uncharacterized. NCBI's taxonomy places the organism in Eukaryota, Metazoa, Arthropoda, Malacostraca, Decapoda, Penaeidae. Bases 149 to 1789 code for a protein of 546 amino acids. The transcript has 2 exons. The record is from RefSeq and is a predicted model, not a curated record. Gene Ontology annotation, molecular function: GTP binding.
CCUACAGUAAGUAACGCGUUCUAUCCCUGUACACAAAUACUAGCGCAGUGCCAGCUUACUGAGAACCAGUGAGAGAGAAGGCGACCCUCAGUAAAACACAAUUUCGUUACCUUGUCUACAGCACAGUUAGUGAACGGCACCCAGCAAGAUGGCUGAUCCUAAGGAUGGUGUCAUGUUGGCAUAUCGGCAUUUUAUGACCAAUGAAUAUGGACUGCAACUCAAUCAACCAGUAACACAACUGAAGAAACUUGACGAAAGGAACCAAAUCCAAAUACUCGCCAUUGGCAAGGAGAAUACGAAACCAACCAAAGCCUUCCUGCUGAUUGGCCAAACAGGAGCCGGUAAGACCUGUCUGAUAAAUGCGAUGAUAAACUACAUUAUGAAAGUCAAAUUUGAGGACAAUUCUAGAUACACCGUAAAGGACGAAAUAGGCACCAUGCCGAAAAGCAAGACUGAAAGCCAGACAGAGUUUGUGACUGGUUAUCUCAUCUAUCAGCAACCUGGGAUGGCAGUUGAUUGCAACUACUUAAUCAUUGACACUCCAGGGCUAGGGGACACAAGGGGGAGGGAACAGCAGCAAAGGAUAAAGAAACAAAUGGAAGUUUUCUUAACAGACGAGACAUUUGAUAUCAGUGAACUCCAUUGCCUCGGUUUUGUUGUCAAUGGAACAAUCAAUAGGUCUCAUGCUUACCUAAAGGAAAUUGUCAUGGAGUUCGAGUCACUGUUUGGAAACGACACUAUUAAAAUCACAAAGAUUCUGGCAACACACACUGACGAUGAUACACCAGCAGUCAGCAAAGUCUUAGAGGAUAUAAAUAUCAAAGCAGAUAAACUAUACACCUUUGACAAUGGCGUUCUGUAUUGUAGUAACCAAGGAAAAAAAGCAAGACUUAGCCAAAUGCAAUGGGAAAUUCUUACUGGCAAGUAUGAAGAAUUUUUCGAAGACAUGUUGGUCGCUAAACCAUGCAGUCUGAGGCUGUGUAAAGAAGCCAUUAAAGAGAAGAUGAAUCUUGAGAGAUCAUUACUGAUGUUGAAAAUGCACAUAGACAAUAAAGUGAAGGCCCUAUUGCAAUGUAGGAACAAGCGAAAGCUGUAUGAAGAAUACUAUACUGCCAUGAGAUGCAAUGAGGAAUUUGAAGGUGAAGAAACAAUCACUGUGAAAGAGAGAUUUCCCAUCAAUGGGCGUUUCACUCAUGCCCAUAACUGCCCCGCAUGUGAGCAGACGUGUGUAUACCCUUGCACUACUUUUAAGUCUGCAUUCUGUAGUUGUCCCAGUGGAAAUAAAGCUUGUGACUUUUGUCCUUGCAGCAAGAAUGACCACAAGAAGGAAGGCAAAACAAUCAAAAGCAGACAAGAAAAAAAACAUGUUACAAACGAAGAGAUGAAAGACAGAUAUGAAGAGGCAAAAACAAACAUGCAGAAUAUGGAGGAACUUAUGGGAACACUACAAGAAGAAACUGACCACCACUACAAGCAAAUGGCUAUUUACAUCAAGACAAUUGUCAGCCACAUUGAACGAAUCAAUGAGAUUGCAAGGAACCCAAAUCGCAAGGCUACUGAAGACUAUAUUAGUGAGCUCAUUGGUAAUGUAAAAGAGACGAUGGUAAGGGGCACUUCAGAUGAAUCAGACCGAGAGUACAUAACUGAGAUUUUGCAUGCACUUCCAGAGCAAAUAGACCAAAUAGUACUCAAAGAAACAAGCAAGAAGACAAGUAUAGGUGAUCGGUUCAAAGCAAUGACUUCUUAUGCUAAACAUAAUUUAAACCCAUUUGGAAGAAAUGGACAGUAAAAUAGAAAAAGAAAAGGAAACAAAAAAUAGAAGCAAGAGGUUUCCAAAUUUACAUUAUUCCGUUGCCAUUUUAUCUGUAUUGGGCCAUAUCAGUAUUUCAACGAUGGAAAAUUGCGAUAAGUACAUAUCUGUGGAUAGGAUUUUUAUAGAGCUUUCUUCUUUUUCUUUCUUUUUUUUUUACUCUAAAGGUUGGGAUCGGUAAGGAUAAGGGAUAUUCUUUAUUAUGAAUGUCUAUAACUCGAAAUCUAAAUCCUCCCAAGAAGUUAUAGCUGCUGUAGAAAUAAGUACAUUAUAUUUGAAUCGAUGUAUUAUAACACUAGGAAUUACAUUUUGUAGAUGAUUAAACAUAUGUAUAGAUAUAUCAUUUCUUUACUGUAAUACUUUAUCUCUCUUCCUCCCUCUCCCUCUCUUUCCCUCCCUCACCCUCCUUCAGACCCUCUCUCCCCUCCCUCCCCCCCCCCCUCCCCCUCUCCUCUCUCCUCCUGAUGGGAAGUCAUUAUCAAAGAAUAAGUAAUAUGUGUAACAAGGCAAGUAUGUUAAGGUAUUAUUAAUGAUUCAGUGAUCUUCAAGAUUUGUUUUCAUUCACUAGUAUUAUUAUUCAUUAUUUUUUAUAGUUCUUAUUGGUGUUUCCGUGUUAUACUCAUCUUACAUUGUUCCAUUUAUUAUUAUUUUAUUUGUUUUAUUAUCUAAUCAGUUAAAAUAUAUUUACAGUGUGAUUUAUAUCUUGUCAUGUAUACUUUGACAUUUACUAGGUAUAUUGUGAUCAUAAACGUAUAAUAAACUUGCAUUUAUUGAA